GGACUCCUGCCUGCAAACACGGGAGCUCUCGUGCUUAACCGGUUGGCGUCUGGCGACUGAGUACUGCUGGCAGCGGGUGGGUAGCGCCGCGACUGUGACGCAAUGGCCGUCUUCCUGGAGUCGUGGUUGGCCGAGCUGGUGGCCGUGGCGCUGGUGGCGCUCACGGCUACCUACCUGUGGUUCGCCAACAGGUUCAAGUACUGGACACGCAAGGGCGUCUUCCAGGUAGAGCCCCAGUUCCCAUUCGGGAACAUUCGAAGGACCUUCCUGGCCCAAAGUCGGCUAGAGCUGAUAAUGAAGGAAGUCUACGAUCUACACAAAGGUGAGAGAUUUGUGGGAAUGUAUGCGUUCAGCAGACCAUUCCUCAUGCUGAAUGAUCCAGAUCUCAUCCGUCUAGUACUGGUCAAGGAUUUUGACACGUUCCGCGACAGAGGAAUGAAGUACAACGAACAAGAGCCAUUGAAUCACAACCUAUUCUUCAUGGAUGGGCCGAAAUGGAAGCGAAUGAGAACGAAGAUGACUCCUACAUUCACGUCAGGAAAGCUCAAAAUGAUGUCCCAGACGAUGCAGGACUGCGGCCGCGAGAUGGUCGAGGUCCUGGAGGACUCGGCGCGCCGUGGCGAGGUGCUGGAGAUGAGGGAAGUGUCCGCCAGGUACGCCACGGACAUCAUCGCAUCUGUCGCCUUCGGUGUGGAGGUCAACUGCCAGCGCAACCCAGAGGCCGAAUUCCGACAGUGGGGACGCAAGGUGUUCGAACCAUCGCUCAAGAACAAGGUUGCUGUGCUCAUGUACGAGUUCUUUCCGCUCAUCGCCAGGUUACUAAGAGUUGAUUCUGGAACGCAAGAGGUGUCCGAAUUCUUCCGAAACAUGGUCAGACAGACAGUGGAGUACCGAGAGAAGCACAACGUAACGCGAAACGAUUUCAUGAACCUACUCGUACAACUGAAGAACAAAGGUUUCAUCGACGGAGAGAAGAUAGGCGACGUCAAGGGAGAAAACAAGGACAUCGACAACUGGAAGUUGUCGCUGGAUGAGGUGGCCGCGCAGGCGUUCGUGUUCUUCCUGGCGGGCUUCGAGACGUCGUCGACGACGAUGAGCUUCGCGUUGUACGAGCUGGCCCUCAACCCGGACGUGCAGGAGAGGCUGCAGGAGGAGGUGGACGCCACGAUGCAGAAGAGCAACGGACAGCUGACGUACGAGGCCAUUGCCGAGAUGCCGUACCUUGACAAGGUCGUCUCAGAAACGCUGAGAAUGUACCCUCCAGGCGCAGUUCUUCAACGGAAAACUACACGGCGUUACAAGAUUCCGGAUGGGCCAGAGCUCGAAGAGGGUACAAUUGUUUUCAUCCCAGUUUACGCACUUCACAUGGAUCCAAAAUACUUUCCGGAGCCACAACGCUUCAACCCCGAGCACUUCUCGGAGGAGAAGAAAGCCACGAGGCACCCUUACGUGUAUCUGCCGUUUGGUGAAGGUCCGCGGAACUGCAUAGGAAUGCGGCUCGGUCUGUUGCAGACCAAGAUCGGACUGGCAUACCUCAUGUCCAAGUUUGAGGUGCAGCGCUGUGAGCAAACCAUUGUGCCAAUGGAGUUCAGCACUGUGUCACAAGUCAUAAUGCCCGUCAGUGGGGUGCAACUGCGUUUGGCUAUUAGGAAAUAGAUGCUGCGGCCCUUAGCUCUAAUGUGUGAGAAAAGUGUAACAAUUAUUGUCACCAGAAAAUGCAAUCGAAAUAUACAGCUCUUCUAUUGAUCUGUACCA
Messenger RNA from Schistocerca piceifrons (Central American locust), 1755 nucleotides. Its product is annotated as cytochrome P450 6k1-like. The record is from RefSeq and is a predicted model, not a curated record. Bases 103 to 1656 code for a protein of 517 amino acids. The transcript is spliced from 8 exons. Gene Ontology annotation, molecular function: monooxygenase activity; iron ion binding; oxidoreductase activity, acting on paired donors, with incorporation or reduction of molecular oxygen. Lineage: Eukaryota; Metazoa; Arthropoda; Insecta; Orthoptera; Acrididae.